Molecule: messenger RNA, 2440 nt
Organism: Labrus bergylta (ballan wrasse)
Lineage: Eukaryota; Metazoa; Chordata; Actinopteri; Labriformes; Labridae
Gene: rabggta
Product: Rab geranylgeranyltransferase subunit alpha
Biological process (GO): protein geranylgeranylation
Cellular component (GO): cytoplasm; Rab-protein geranylgeranyltransferase complex
Molecular function (GO): Rab geranylgeranyltransferase activity; zinc ion binding; protein binding
Source: RefSeq, a predicted model, not a curated record
CACACUGAGACGGAAGUGGACAUUUGUAGUCGUUAGAAAUCCUUAUGGUGACAUGACAAAACAAACUGAUUUCUGAAAUAAUACUAAAGAAGCCGGGUAGAAAAUCAGGUUUUGGGAACGUUUGCCUCACAGAGAUAAAGCAUGCACGGCCGAGUGAAGAUUAAAUCUACAGCCCAGCAGGAGGAGGAGAAAAGAAAGGAGCGAGAGAAGAAACUGAAGAUAUAUGUGGCUGCAAGAGAUGCCUGUUUCUCCAAGAGGAAGGAGGGUAUUUGGGAUGACGAGGCUCUCCAGCUCACCCAGCAGCUUCUCUCGUCCAACCCUGACUUUGCAACACUCUGGAACUACAGAAGAGAAAUCCUGAUGCACCUGGAGACUGUGAAAGAAGAGGAUGAAGUUCAGAAGAUUUACGAGGCCGAGCUGUCUUUUCUGGAGUCUUGCCUGAAGGUGAAUCCAAAGUCCUACGGCAGCUGGCACCAUCGAGGUUGGGUCUCCGCCCGGCUGCCUCGACCCGAUUGGGCCAGAGAGCUGAGCCUGUGUGAUCGCUGCCUGAGCCUCGACGACCGCAACUUCCACUGCUGGGAUUACCGUCGGAUGGUGGUGAAGGUCUCAGGUGUUCCGGUCGAUCAGGAGUUGGGUUUUACCGACCGUCUCAUUGGCUCCAACUUCUCCAACUACUCCAGCUGGCAUUACCGCAGCACCCUGCUGCCUCUGCUCCACCCAGAGUCCCCCGAGCCCCCGUCACCUCGUCGAGAGCGCCCGCACUCUUCCCCUCCGCCCUCUCCACAAACGCACUCCCACCGCGUCUGUGAGGAGCAGCUCCUCAAAGAAUAUGAGCUUGUACAAAACGCUUUCUUCACCGACCCUAACGACCAGAGUGCCUGGUUCUACUAUCGCUGGUUGCUAGGCAGAGCCGAGCGUGAGGAGAUGAUAAGUUGUGUUUACGUCAGUCGGGAAGAGGAGAGAGUGGCCGUCGCCUUCUCCCGGCCCGUUAAUGCUCAGUCCGUCGGCCUCCUGCUCGUCCUGGACGGUCAGCCUCAGAGAGUGGAGUGGAGGAGUGUACAUCCUCGAUUCAAACACAGCCCUGUCUGGAUCUGUGAUCUCCCUCCUGGAACUAUAAGCGACAUCACAAAUGAACACAACCUGACGGUGCACUGGACUGAAAAACACACUCACAGAGACUGUGCGCUGUACACAGGUCGAGCUGAGAGCUGGUGCAGAGACUCUGCCACGGAUCAGGAACUCUUCAGGAGUGAACUGUCUAUAGAGAAGACGUCGGUGUUACAGUCCGAGCUUCAAUCCUGCAACCAGCUGCAAGAAUUGGAGCCGCUCAAUAAGUGGUGCUUACUGACCAUCAUCCUCCUGAUGAGGGCGCUAGACCCUCUGGGAUAUGAAAAGGAGACACUCGCUCAUUUUCAAACACUCAGAGAAGUGGACGCCACGCGUUCUGCCUACUACAGUGACCUGUGCAGCAAGUUCAUGAUUGAAAACACCAUCCUGAAGAUGGAGUACGCUGAAGUGCGGGUCUUCAGUAUUUCUGACAAGCACCUGACCACCUUGUGCCACCUGGACCAGCUGUUAUUGGUCACUCACAUCAACCUGUCGUCCAAUCAGCUGCAGCGGCUGCCUCCUCAGUUUGCCAUGUUGCAGUGCCUGGAGGUCUUGGAGGUUGACAACAACUGCAUAGAGAGCCUGGAGGGAGUGUAUCAUCUCCCCAAACUGGAGGAACUUCUCUUGAAAAAUAACAAAAUCUCCACGUUGGCAGAUCUCCAGCCACUGGCGUCAUGCCCAAAGCUGAAGUGCCUUGAUCUCCGUGGAAACCCCGUCACUCAGACGGCCAACAUCGAGUCUGCGCUGUCCGAGCUGCUGCCCUCCGUCACAGACCUGCUGCUCUGAUGAGCCGCGGGGGCAGGAAUGACUGCCACCCAUCAGCCCUUUUGUCCUUCACAUUCUCAGCCUGUUUGUUUGUGAGAGAGAGUGUGUGUAUGUAUGUGUCUUUCACGGGUUUUGUGUCUCUUGUUUGUUCCACCUGUUUGGAGGAGUGUCAAUCACAGCAACCCCUCGGCUCUGAAAGCCUGAUGCUUCAGAGCAAACCUUAAAUGAAAUGUCUAGACUUCUGAGUGACUAAGUGAGUGUGUGAUAAAUGAUGCAUUUCUCUGUGUGCGUGUCCAGAUGUCCUCUAUACAGCUAACCCAUAUGCAUGCAGAAACACAGAUAACGGAGUAAGAUGUUCAUGACGACUGUUUCCACAGCUGGCUUGUUGCUUCUAUGAUCUUUAAAAACGGUUAAAUGUAAGAAAAGUUCACGAUCAGAGCAUCGCACACUUCUCAUUCACAUUUUUUUUAAAGGUUGUGUAAAGCAUUUAAUAUAUGACACUAUACUGUUGCACAGUGAGUCACAGAGCCGUAAUAAACAGCACACAUUGUGUCACUGCCUUCACACA